AUGUAUUAUCAAUGGACCUUGUUGGAUACCAGUAUAAUAUUGCAAAAACAUAGAAUGUCAUUUGAAAACAGAAAUUUAGAAGAGAAUGGGGGUGCAAAUAAGGUGAUAAGUCCAAGGCCACAGAAGGCGGUUGGUACGGGGACGCAUAUAUCGAAGAGUGGUGGUAGGGGAGAUAUGACCAGAGUAGGAAAAGAGGGUAAAGAUAGUCGAGAAAACAAGUCAGUAUUGAGAGUAGAACCAGCGACUAAUUUGAAAUCGUGUUUGAUGCCUAGCAGUGAUGGAUCCAGGCCACAGCUGUCUCAAAGUAGUGGUAAUGGGGGUGAAAUGCGCCUGGGAGCUGUAUGUGUUGGGCAGCACGCCCAUGCGUCGUUUGCAGAACCAGAGGACGAUAUUAGUCCCAAUAGACACGGUUUAUUGUCUUUGAAUAGUAUGGGAACGGUCUCGACAUCGCUUGAUGAGAAUGUAGCGCAUUCACAUAUGCCAAAUAUGAAUUUCAAUUGUGAAGCCCCGAAGAGUACGUCUCCACCGUUCACGCAGGGGCAGCACGAAUAUUUUAGUCCGCCACCCAUGUCUAGAAUGAAUUCCUUGCGGUAUUCGGGACAAAACGAUAAGAAAAUCAUCGAGUCUAUGAGACAGUCGAAGACGACGAGUCCGUCACCCAUCAGUUCGCCAAAUCCAGAUAUUAAAACGUCAGAGACUCCCGAACAGAAAGUUAAGGACAAAUUGCAUUUAUUGAUUGGUAUCACAGGAUGUAUCUCAGUUAACAAGAAUAUUUUCUUGAUAAUCGAAAAAUUGUUUAACAUGUACACACCGGAGAAAUUAGAAAUUCAAGUAGUAUUAACAAAGGCCGCUGAAUGGUUCUUGUCUGAAAAAUUGCAUAAAUUCGACGCUAUGGGCGUCAAAGUGUGGUUUCAUGAUGAUACAUUCAAAUAUUUCCUCACCAAUAAAAUCACAAGUAACCCGAGCAAACCGUUAGUCAAGUUAACUCCCAGCUUAUUAAGUCAAUACAUCUUAAGUUACGAUCUACAAAAAUGGACCGACGUUUUAUUGAUCGCACCAUUGUCUGCCAAUACGAUGGCUAAAUUAAUUAAUGGAUUGUCUGAUAACCUCUUGACAGAUUUACUUCACACAUGGCCUAUUCCUCAAAUAAAUUACCCACAACAACAGCAAAAGUCUGCCAAUCAGCAACACGAUAACACGGUAUUAUCGAAUAAUUUACUAGCCCCUAAGCCAAUAGUAGCCGCGUUGGCAUUGACCAGCUCUAUGUAUGCGCACCCGAUCACAAAGAGACAGUUGUCACUUUUGCAAGAAUCCUACCCUAAUAUGAGUAUAUUGAAACCAGUGGAAAAGUAUGUUGACAUUGAUGGUAACAUAUCAAUGGGUGGAAUGCGGUCUUGGACCGAGGUUGUGGACUUUGUUCUGAAAAAAUUAGGUGAACCAACUAAGAAUGAAGAUGAAGAAGGUGACGACAAUGAUGACGAUGACGACGACGAUGAUGAUGAUGAUGAUGAUGAUGAUGAUGAUGAUGAUGAUGAUGAUGAUGAUGAUGAUGAUGAUGAUGAUGAUGAUGAUGACGGUGAUGAUGAUGAUUCUGGAUUUACAGUCGAUAAGAAGGAGCAUAAUAUGCGUCAUAAUCUACGUGACAGCAAGAAGGAUCAUAUCAAACCUGAGAAACCUAUAGAGUCAUCCGACAAAAAGGUUUCAAAUAAAGAGCUAAAGGAGCAUGAAAAACUAGCUCUUCAAAAUGCCAUUAAGAAUUCUGGUUUAGGUGUUAAUCAAUCUAGUAUAAAUAAUUAG
Messenger RNA from Debaryomyces hansenii CBS767, 1797 nucleotides. Its product is annotated as flavoprotein. Gene Ontology annotation, cellular component: phosphopantothenoylcysteine decarboxylase complex. The transcript has a single exon. Gene Ontology annotation, biological process: coenzyme A biosynthetic process. The record is from RefSeq and is a predicted model, not a curated record. Lineage: Eukaryota; Fungi; Ascomycota; Pichiomycetes; Serinales; Debaryomycetaceae. The coding region runs from base 1 to 1797 and encodes 598 amino acids. Gene Ontology annotation, molecular function: FMN binding; phosphopantothenoylcysteine decarboxylase activity.